GCAGCCACAAAGACAAAGGCACGACAAAUGCCAAAUUUUCCUUCUCAUUUAUAAUUUUCAUAUCAACAACAACAAAAUUCUCGUUCUUCCAUAUUUUUUUGCUCCAGGAAUUUAACGAUAUGCAGAAAGAUUUUAACAACAAACCCACCUUAGGACAAAUCCUGGUAGCUUCUUCGAUCGGAUUAAUAAUUACAGCGGCAGUGCAUUAUCGUCUUCGGCAAUUAAAGAAUCAUAAGAUCGUACCACGCCUGAGACUAUCAAACUCGGGCCGUGCUGAAAAGCACGAAAGGUUCUCUCAUUAUGUAGCUAGGCAGAUGGGAUUCAAAGAUAGAAGAGAAUGUCCACAGCUUUGCAAGUUGGCUUCUGAAUAUAUUAGAAGCCCCGAAGGCUGUGAGGAUGAUAUAUAUUCCUUCUUUGCCAGUGAACCAGAUGUGGAUUCCCUAUUCGUCAAGCUUGUGGAGGAGUUUGAGAGAUGCAUUCUUAGUUACUUUGCAUUUCAUUGGAAUCACGCUCAUAUUAUGAUUAGCCAGGUGUUGAGUCAUGAUGCAGAGCCCAAAAAGAAGCUCAAGAACAUCGUCAUGCAAGCAACCAGGGAACAGAGAUUUGAGAGGUUGACAAAAAAUCUGAAGGUGGCUAGGGUGUUCAAUACCUUAGUAGAGGAGUUGAAAGCAAUGGGGAUGGCACCAAAUGAUGAUUCACAAUGCACAGAGGUGAUGGCUCCAGUGGCUCAUGCCGAUAGGAGCCCUGUUCUCUUAUUCAUGGGUGGUGGGAUGGGGGCAGGAAAGAGCACCGUGCUAAAAGACAUUCUCAAAGAACCAUUCUGGGCUGGAGCAGCAGGGAAUGCAGUGGUGAUUGAGGCAGAUGCUUUUAAAGAAUCAGAUGUCAUCUACAAAGCCCUUAGCUCUAGAGGCCAUCACGACAUGCUUCAAACUGCAGAACUGGUUCACCAGUCAUCUGCAGAUGCAGCAUCAUCCCUUCUUGUUACUGCACUGAACGAGGGGCGGGAUGUAAUCAUGGAUGGCACCCUUUCUUGGGUACCAUUUGUUGUCCAGACAAUUACAAUGGCCAGGAAUGUCCAUCGUCGUCGUUACCGCAUGGGAGCUGGAUACAGGGUGGGUGAUGAUGGAACUGUCACAGAAAACUAUUGGGAACGUAUUGAAGAUGAACAACCAGAACAAGAUGGAGGAAGAAAGAGAAGACCUUACAGGAUAGAGCUUGUUGGAGUUGUAUGCGAUGCCUAUCUAGCUGUUAUCAGAGGCAUAAGGAGAGCUAUCAUUUGUAGAAGAGCUGUUCGAGUAAAGUCACAAUUAAGAUCCCAUAAGAGGUUUGCAAAUGCAUUUCUAACAUACUGCCAAUUGGUUGACAAUGCAAGACUGUAUAGCACCAAUGCUCUGGAAGGCCCCCCAAAGAUGAUAGGAUGGAAAGACAGAGACAAAACAUUAUUGGUUGAUCCCGAUGAGAUAGACUGUUUAAAAAGAGUAGGCAGGUUGAAUGAUGAAGCAAACUCCAUCAAUGAACUCUACAAGGCCCCCAACCCAGCUUGCGAAGCUGGUUCAAUUUGGAAGGACAUUGUAUUGUCACCCUCAAGGGCAAACGUUCAACAGGAGCUUAAGUAUUCCAUCCAGAAAGUUGAAAGAUCAUAUAAAAAUGCAGUUUCAAGUUCUUAACCUUCACUCCUCAGAAGAUGGAGGAUGGACAAAGUGUCAGAGUUAUAUCCAUGUUUUCAAUCAAGGAGUGUUUUAUUUAUGUUGUACCAAAAUUGACAGCUUAUAUGUAAAGUCCAUUUGGAAGAAAGCUAGUGAAGAUUACUAGAAUUGAAAUUCCAAUUAUUAUUAACAUGGAAGUUGUUCCAGAUAAUCAAACGCAUAUAUGUAACAUAAUAUUUUGUUUACAUUACAGAAUCCAAAUUAUCAUCACAUUCAAAGUUUUGAAUCCAACAUAUCAUAACUCUUUUUCAUUCAUUAAUAAUAUGCAUUUGUUUGCAUAGUAAGCAUUUACAUAUGCUAAAGCAUGUGCGAGUGAGUUUCAAUUUUCAAACAUAUUAGUUUUCAAAGCCAAUCACACACAAAUUAUCUAUUGUCUAUCAUAUACAUGAAAAUGGAUGCUCAAGGCUCCAAAGCAAUGGCGAUUGUUUAGAAGAGAGUAAGUAACUAGUAUAUCUCAGGAUAAAAA
Ziziphus jujuba (common jujube) is the source of this 2172-nucleotide messenger RNA. RefSeq names its product calmodulin calcium-dependent NAD kinase. The record is from RefSeq and is a predicted model, not a curated record. NCBI's taxonomy places the organism in Eukaryota, Viridiplantae, Streptophyta, Magnoliopsida, Rosales, Rhamnaceae. The coding region runs from base 120 to 1667 and encodes 515 amino acids. The transcript is spliced from 9 exons. Gene Ontology annotation, molecular function: ATP binding; kinase activity.